This is a messenger RNA of Adineta steineri, 1347 nucleotides long. The record is from the annotation of a GenBank genome assembly. Lineage: Eukaryota; Metazoa; Rotifera; Eurotatoria; Adinetida; Adinetidae.
AUGUCUAAUACUAUACGAUCCGAUUCUUAUUCUGAAUCGGUAAGACGAGGUAUUCAUCCUCUUACAACAACUCCAAUAGCAGCAAAUAGACGAUCAGCAACAACUGGAAAUGUUAAUCGAACAUCUGCCUAUUUUCCUACAACGUCUAAUUUAUCUUCGAAUUCCAGAUCUGCUACAUUAUCCGCAAUUGUUACUCCAGCUCAUAGUUAUCAACGUCUUAGUAAUCAACAAAUCAAUAUGGAAACUAAGACAAAAAAAAUCAAUACAUUACCAAAAGCAAAACCACCACGUGAAGUAUCACUUCGUGUUAAAUUUAUUCGACUUGGUGAAGUAAAUACGUUACAUGAGAAAUUUUAUGCUGAAGUUGUUAUUGAAGCACGAUGGUUAUAUGAUCCUGAAGCAGCAUCUUGGAAUCCAAAUCUUUAUGUUAAAAAUGCACUUGGUGAUAUUAAACAGGAAGUUGCUCAUGAAUUAGUUAAUAAUUUAGAUGAACCCGUUUUUGUUGGUGAUAAACUACAUGGUAUUAUUUAUGUUUGGGAAAUACGUAAAUUAGUUGGUACAUUUUGGGAGAAACUUGAAUUAAAUAGUUUUCCAGCUGAUGUUCAACAAUUAUCAUUACAAAUUGUAGCAAGAUGUCCAAUUGAAGAAUGUGUUUUAGUUGAAAAUCGUUUUCAACCAUCGAUGGUUAAUCGUGAAGCUUUUUUAGCACAACAAGAAUGGUUUCUUUAUGAACAUAUUGAAACACGUUCAACAAUAACAACAGAAGAUUUUAGUUUUCGACCUAUUCGUCAAUCAACUUAUCUAGUUACAUGUUGUGUUGCUCGUCGACCAGGUUAUUUCUAUUGGAAUGUUUAUUUGCUCAUAUUUCUUAUUACAUUGAUUGCUCUUACUGUAUAUGGUGUUGCACCUGAACAUCCACAAAGUCGUCUUCAGAUUACUUGUACACUUUUACUUACUUCCAUUAUGUUCCGCUGGUCGGUAUCACGUUUACUUCCGCCUGUUUCUUAUUUAACCUUAUUAGAUAAAUAUACGUUAGUAUCCUUAGUUUUUAUUUCACUCAAUUCAAUAUGGCAUUCAGUAAUUGGCUUUCUUAUUCGACAUAUGGGCAUAUCAAAAAUAAUUGAUUAUUAUGUACUUAGUAUAUUUACAGCAUUUUUUAUUAUUUAUCAUUUUUUAAUGGCAUUAUUUUUAUUUCAAGCAUUACGUAGUCGUCAAGUUAUGCUUGAAAGUGAUCGUCAAUAUGCAUCGAAAUUAGCUGGUAUGUUUGAAACAUUUGUACAAGGUCAUCAUGCUGUACAACGUUUUCAAGAAAGACAAAAUUCAAGUCGUACAUCUUUAUUUGUUUAA